UUAGAAAUAGAACGUGUUUAUUGGAAAAGUCAUAUGAAAAUUUGCCGUAUGUUGGCUUAAGUGCUUGUUCUCUCGUCAAUGUCACUUUCGACAUUUGAGAAUAGUCGUUGUAACUUAAGCGAUGAACAACUUACUCCUAUUUCCAAAGCUGAAAGAUAGUGUCAGUGAACUCUCUUAGGAAAUACUUCGAACUGGAUACGAAAACUGUUCGAGUAUUAUCGUUUUCAAUAGGUUAAUAGUAUUUGAACGAUCAUACGUGUAUACGUGUAUGUAUGUAUAUGUACAUAUGUUGCGUACUUCUAUACAUAUAUUUUAGUGCUUUUUCGUCAUAUUUUCUCGUUUACUUCAUUUACCACUUUUUGGCACGAUUUUAAAGAACAUCCACUAAAUGUUUGUAAUACACGAUAGUUUGUAUCUGCGAUUAAAUGUCCAAACACUGCGGCGAAGAAGAAUCUUCGAAGUAAUGAUCGCACAUAAGCGAUGAUUCUUAGCCAGUAGAAUUUCUGAUGUCUUUUCUGUAUCACACUUGUGCCUGACGAUUAGUAAUCGUGUUUUAAGUUAAAUACUUGAAUCAUCUUGACCAUUUAUAUCUUCAGACUAAGAAGAGUAUAGUUUGUAUUGAUCGUAUCGCUAGAAGAAAACAAAGAAAAAUAAAUAAAGAAAAGAAAAAGGAAAGGAAAAAAUAUGGCUGAACAGAAAGUGAAAUACGUGAACAAGCAAUUCAACUCUCCUAUCAACUUGUAUUCACCGCAAGCGAUAAAGGAGACUUUGGAGAGGCAAACUCAGGUUCUGGCUAAUGGAGCAGUCGGGAUCGACUUCAACCAACUGGCAAAGCCGACAAAUUUGCAAAACAGCGCAGUACUACGCAUGCUUGAAGAAGAAGAAGCAAGACAAAGGGGUGGUCAACCAAAUUUAAAACGUGUUGCUUGGCCGCCACCUCCUGAAGAUCAAGAUCUUGACUACGUUGAACAGGGACCCGUCCAAGCGAAGACCCGUGGAAUCGGUGAGGUUCCCUCGUACCAGAGCAGUCCUUCAUCAGGUCCAUCACCCCAACCACCAUCAACGGUAGCUCGUUCAUCAACUCAGAGUGUCCUUCCAUCAUCCCCAUCGCCAUCGAUCAGUCCAAGUGGAACUCUUCUACGGCAACCAUCGCAUUUCCAACAGCCAUUUGCACCUAAGGGUUGGGCACCUGUUACACCACCUGCUACCUCACCUGUUCUACAACAACAUCCUCUUCAAGAUUGGUCCAGUCAACAACUAUCACAACCACCAUCACAACAACAUCAUCAACAACAAUUACAGCAUCAGAAGCAGCACCCUCAAGAGCAUAACGAGCAAACGAGACAACAGAAUCAACCAUAUCAAUCUUACGAAGCACCACCUUCUACCAUUGUUCUUAGACCGGAGCCUCCGAUUUCACAGGCACCAGCACCAGUGUACCAAGCACAACCUGCAGCAACGAAAGCUCCAGUCAGUGGUAACAUGAGAGGAGAUCUCAAAUGGCCACCACCUUCCGUAAAAGCACAAACGGAAGCUGAGAACCAAGCUAGGAUGGAACUGGCUAGGGGGCCCGCCUUUAGGCCACGUCGAGUUAACAAGGAUUACAGCGGAUUCUUUGCUCAGCAUGCUCUUAACAAUACUUAUCCAGGUUACAGAGCUCCACCAGGAACUCAAUACUUUACUCCAUCUUAUCAACAUUAGCAGAGGGCAUUCUAAUUAAUAUUAUAAUAUAUUCGCAUUAUAUUUUCGCCUUAAUAUUAUAUAGGAUUCUUUUUAUUAAUUUUUUUUAAAAUUUUUUUUUUCUUAGGAUAUCUGCACAAAUUCCAAUAAUCGCCAGUUGACGAGUUUUAAUCGAAAAAUCAAAUUUCAAAUUUUUUUUUAGGCCUUUUUUCUCUUUUCUAAACGGGGUAGAAAAUAACGGAAAAGUUUAUUUCGUAACUUUGAAAUUGAUUCUCUUUGAAACGAUUAAUUCAUUAUUUUAUUUAACAUGUAUAAUUUUAAUAUAUAUGUGUAUAUAUAUAUGUAUUACUUUUCAUAGAUCUUGGCAAGCUCGUUGUACAGAUUUCCUGUGUCGGAUAUAUAUAUAUAAGUAUAUAUAUAUGUAUCUAUUUACAGAGAGAGACUGACCGACUCGUAAAUUGUUCUAAUUUUACAUUUCCCUUUUUUUUGUCGCGCAUAAAUAUUUUGAAAUAAGAAAAGAAAUUGUUAAGACAAAUUUUAUGUACAAUUUAUGCUUCUUCUAUCUUUUUUUUUCUUUCUUUCUUUUGUGCCGAUACACUAUUAAAAAUUAUGACAUUCAUAUAGGAGAAGAUAAUUAACGCUUCCAAAUAUUUUUUAGUCGUGUAAUUUGUUUUUAAAUGAAAAAAAAAAAAAAAACAAAGAAAACAAAACAAGAAAAAUGAUAUACAUGCGAAGAUUGAAUGCCUUUGUCAAUGCUAAUAGAAAUGAACAAGGAAACUUGAAACGAUGUGAAAAAAUACGAUAUUACAAUUAAUAUUAAAUGAUAUCGAUAGACGAACGAAGAGACAUAUUAUUGAUCAUUACAAUGUAGAUUCGAAGAAAGAUAGGAAUAAUAAUUACAACUUGAAAGCAUAAUUUUAUCACUAACGAAGUAAAUUUUAAAAUAAAACAAAAAAAAUAUAUAUAUAUAAAUACGUGUCUCAUUUUAUAAUACGAUUUGGCACCGACGUGUCCAUGAAUAAUCAACGAUGCGUUUGUAAUUAUGUAAAUUUAUUGUUCUUGAAAGAGAUAAAUAAAUAAAAGAAAAACGAUCUUU
This is a messenger RNA of Polistes dominula (European paper wasp), 2776 nucleotides long. RefSeq lists its product as uncharacterized. NCBI's taxonomy places the organism in Eukaryota, Metazoa, Arthropoda, Insecta, Hymenoptera, Vespidae. The record is from RefSeq and is a predicted model, not a curated record.